AUGACUUCCGCAAGAACACUUCUUCCCAUCCGCCGCAUCGCUUUCACGGCCUCCACCGCUCCCACAGCGGUAGCUCGCCAGAGCCGCCUUGGACUCAGACAUGCGCACUCUCACACGCAACCCAAUGGCGAGGCGCCGGUACCGACUACCAGCGGCAAGAUUAAAGACGCACCUGCACUGCUUGCCAUCGGCGGUUUGGGUUUGCUGUUGGGAGGAGGAUUGAUUCAUUUCUCAGCUAGACCCAAGGGACAACAGGAAUCGUCUGCAGGUGGUCAGCUUGAUAGUACUGCGGAAAAGAUCUCUCUCAAGAAGUGA
Colletotrichum truncatum is the source of this 315-nucleotide messenger RNA. RefSeq lists its product as uncharacterized. The record is from RefSeq and is a predicted model, not a curated record. NCBI's taxonomy places the organism in Eukaryota, Fungi, Ascomycota, Sordariomycetes, Glomerellales, Glomerellaceae.